AUGGUCUCAGCUAGUGAGUCAAGGCUUUCGGAUCUGAUUAAGAUUGAUGAUAUAACGUCAGGAAAGGUGCACCCUAACCAAAUAUAUGAUGAGUUGGAAAGGCUAAAAGUAGAAAUUAAUAUACUAAGAAAUGAUAUGUCACUAUUUCUUAAAGCCUUAGCGACAAUACCUCCAAACCAGUCUCAGUUGGGAUAUUACAAAGUGGUAAGUGAGAGACUUGAUGCACUUAAAGCAAGUAUUAAAGAUUACUGUGAUCAAUACAAUAAGCUAUUACCAAUUAUCAAUUUGGCACAAAUAAAGUUGGGUAAUGAAGUUGAGGUGGCUCCCAAUUCGCAAUCUAUGAGGCUUUCUAAUGAAUCCAAUGCCUCAGGGUUGAACAAGAUAUCGCUGGAAGAAGAGAAUGGUAAACUGGUCUCUGAUAAGAAGAUAAAAUGA
Priceomyces carsonii is the source of this 435-nucleotide messenger RNA. RefSeq names its product Med3p (gene MED3). The coding region runs from base 1 to 435 and encodes 144 amino acids. NCBI's taxonomy places the organism in Eukaryota, Fungi, Ascomycota, Pichiomycetes, Serinales, Debaryomycetaceae. The transcript has a single exon. The record is from RefSeq and is a predicted model, not a curated record.